This is a messenger RNA of Ilex paraguariensis (yerba mate), 999 nucleotides long. The record is from the annotation of a GenBank genome assembly. NCBI's taxonomy places the organism in Eukaryota, Viridiplantae, Streptophyta, Magnoliopsida, Aquifoliales, Aquifoliaceae.
AUGGCUGUGGUGCCAGAAAAUCUGGAAUGGUCUCUCACGGUCCCGAGCGUAAAAGAGCUCGUGAUCCAACUUCCGGCGACCGUGCCAACUCGAUACAUAAGAGAUGAGAAGGACGCCCCUAUUGCUCCGGUCUCUGAUCCUUCCGUUUGCAUACCCUUGAUCGACAUGGCAAAGCUUGUCAAUCCAAAGGACAGAGAAAUGGAGCUUCAGAAGCUUCAUGUUGCAUGCAAAGACUGGGGGAUAUUUCAGAUAAUAAACCAUGGAAUAUCUGAUGAAUUUCUAAAGCCAGGAAGUCUUGAAGGUUAUGGUCAAGCAUUUGUUGUCUCUGAAGAUCAGAAGCUAGAAUGGAAUGACAUGAUUUUCCUUAAGGCUCUUCCCACUGAGAAUAGGAAAUUAGAAUUUUGGCCAGAACUACAACCUCACAAGUUCAGGGAAACCAUCCACACAUACUCAGAGAACAUGAGAGAUACUACAGUUUCCAUAGCAGGCUUCAUAUCCAUGAUGCUUGGCCUUAAAGCAGAAGAACUGUCCAAGGCUUUCCAAGAUGGGGGAUAUGACCUGAGAUUGAACUGUUACCCUCCAUGUCCGGAAUCGGAACGAGUUCUCGGCAUCGCUUCACAUGUCGACAUAAGCAGGAUCACCCUCUUGCUCGACUGCGGCGACACACCGGGAUUACAGGUCUUGAAGGAUGGCCGUUGGGUUUCUGUCAAACCAAUAGCUGAUGCCCUUGCUGUCGACAUUGGCACUAUUAUGAAGAUAAUGAGCAAUGGGAUAUACCAAGCGCCAUUACACAGAGCAGUGGUACACAGUUCGAAGGAGCGAUUGUCAGUAGCAACUUUCUGCUACCCCAGCACCAAUGUCCAUAUUGGCCCAGCCAAAGAGCUGAUCAAGCCAGGAACCCCAGCUCUAUACAUGACCCUCACAAUGGAUGACUACAUCCAGAGAUUUUUCGAUUGGAAGCGUGAUGCCAUUCCAUUUAUCGAUACCUUGAAAAUCUAA